Messenger RNA from Prorocentrum cordatum, 1607 nucleotides. The record is from the annotation of a GenBank genome assembly. Lineage: Eukaryota; Dinophyceae; Prorocentrales; Prorocentraceae.
GCCACGGCACUGCAAGACUGGGAGGCUGGAGCUCUGCACGCGCCGUCGCCGCAGACUGGGUCGCCGAGAAGCCUGUGCCGAUGUCUGGCCACUUUUUUUGUCACUGCGCACCGUGCUCAGAUUUCAGCGCUUGGCAUGGCUCACGCGAGACUGCACCCUACGCGAUUCAGCGUCUGUGCCCGCGCAGGCUCCUGAGCCGAAAAGACACGACUGAGAGGAUAGUGGACACGGUCGAUGAUGGAGGGCGGAGGGAAGGAAGGGGCGGUGGUGAAAAAGGACGGAAGUGAAAAAGGACGGUGAUGUUUGUUCUCGUCGGUCGUGCUGCUCAUCUCCGUCGCGCAACACGAUAUAUGAUUUACCAACUUGGCAUCUUGGAGGACCUCGCAAACCAAAGCCGACUCUCCUACACAAACAGCUCAAAGCGCAGUCGGCAUCAGGAUCAGUGUUAUGUUUGUUGAGCUAUGUGUUACUGUGUUUGCUGCUGGGGUAGGGCGAAGUAAUGUACAAAUCAGGAAAGCAGCUCGUGUUGGCCGAAGCCGAGGGACACCAGAGCAGUGCAUCGCAGACGAGACUUUGGCGUUCACAGGAAGGUCUCAGCUGCUCAUCCAGCACACACUCCGCUGAUGGUCGCCUGGCCGCAACUCAUACUCGAGAGAACCGCAGGAAGAGGAGUGGCCCUGGCGCUCCUCAUGAUCACACAGACAUCGAAUUCACGCGGGCGGUGGACAGCACUGCUUGGCCGAAAGAAACUGGAGGCAAGGGGCAGUCUUGCACAGAAAGAAGGCAAGCAGCCUCAGGGAUCCACGAGAGAGUUACUGCCGUAAACAAUUCAAGAGCGCUGAAGCCCAAGAAUCUAAAUGCGGAACCUUGCGACUCGCCAGAAACCUUGGGGCUGAAGCAGUCGUGCUCUCCUCUCGAGAGCGACCUGCCCCUUCGGAGGCCGCCCCGAGGAGCACGCAGCUGAAGUUGGUCCGAGAGGGGCGGGGCCCUGGCUCGCUCAGCCGCAGUGCUCGGGGCAGCGCCCAGAGCGCAGCCCAGGGCGCAGCCCUGGUAAAAAGUUGUCGCCGUGCUGUCGUGCCGCCCUGCACCCUCCUCGUGGCCUCGUCGGAAGGGCCGCGCCGAUCAUAACAUUAUGUACACCCACGAUCGGCGACCGGCUCCACUGUGCAGCGAGAUCCCUCCUCCUCCUCCUCAUCUGAGUCGGCGGUUCCCAUUGGCGAUGAGGGCUUCCCCGGAGGCCCCACAAGCCGAAGGCGAGGCGAGGGCAGCGGUGUCGGUGCGCUCUCCCUCCUGCAGCAGGUCGCUCCGCUGCUCCAACCUGGGCGCAGGCGGCCGCCCUCUACUCCACGGCCACCGCCUCCACAGCGCACAGCCACUCGUGAAGCACCCCAGCGAACAAGUCCGGCUGCUGCAGCUGGGCGUUGUGGCCGCAGCCCACGACAACGUGCUCCGUGAACAGGCCCCGGAACCUGGGAGUCGACGCCCCGCCAGCCGUCCACGCACGCGUCCGUGACGAAGUCGCUCUCGCCGCGCACGCAGAGGAGCGGCGCGCCGGAGGAGGCCGCGGCGUAGCGGCUCUCCAUCUCGUGGCGGCUGAUCUCCCAGCC